AGCACCUCCCUUCAUGCAAGGCAAAUUGUCUGACUCCUUUAACCCGACUUUCCUCUCUUGUGCUGCCGCAGAGGAGGAAGUAACAUCGGGGGAAUCGCACAUCUCCUCUCCGCUCAACUCUGGAAAACAACCGCCAACUUCCGUAAACUUUUACCAACUUUUUUUGAGUUGCCUCCACCUCAUCAACUAUGUCGGUGCAGACGAGCCAGAAAACCACCACCACCUACCGGACCGUGAACGUGGCCUCGCCCUCGCCGGAGCCAGUGAGCGGCGGCGCGGUGUUGACGACGACGACGGCCCGCUCGGCCUCCCCGCUGCAGUACACCGCUGUCAACGGCAACUACAGCACGCUUCGCUACCUGGUUCCGGUGCAGCCGACCGUGCAGCAGCAGUCCUACGUACUUAUGCAGCAGCCCGUCAUGCAGCAGAUGGUGUCGCCUGUCUACCUGCAGGGGGUCCCCCGCUUGAGCGUCAGCAGCCUGGACUCGGACCUGGUGUUCCAGCAGCAGAGCACGAGCGUGAGCAGGAACUCGUCCUCGGGGUUCAGCCUGUCCUCCAGUCCCACCAAGAGCCCCGAGCCCAGUGUGGAGGAGGAGGAAGAGGAGGAGGAGGAAGAAGAGGAAGACGAGGCAGUGGAGGUGGAGGAGGUGGAGAUCGUCAACGUCAUACAGCAAAAGCCGCCGCCGGCCAUCGAGAAGAUCUCCAGGACGGAAGUGAGGACUGACCUGAGUGACAUCCAGGAAAACAAAUUGGACACGCGCUACUUUGCAGCGCUGCUGGCGGACGUCUACAGGAAGAACUGUGACAUCCACUCCUGCAUCUCCGAGCACGUGUCCAAGAUCAGAGGACAGAAACUGGAUCUCAGCAGUGACUGCAAGGUAGACGACGUAGAAGCUCUUCUCCCCAAAGGAGCCACUGAACUGACCAAACAGCAAAUCCGAUACCUUCUGCAGACACGCUUGACUGCUGAUAAGAGCAUGCGUCUGCUGUUGUCCACCUUCAGCAGCCUGAGAGAGGAACUCCUUCACAUGUCUGAAGACCUGCGGCGUCUGGAGAACGAGAAGGAGUCCCUGGAGAGAGACCUGGCCUUCAAAGCGGAUCAGGCUCGGCAGUACGACAGCCUCCUCGAGGAUGUCCGUGAAAACAACCGUCAGCUUCAGCUGUCCCUGAAACAAACCACUGCAACCCAGCGUUCCCUGGAGAGCCAGCUGAUGAGCGCCCGAAACACCGACUCUGGUCGCGAGUUCACAAUCAAAGAAUUGGAGGUGCGCAUCAGGGCUUUGGAGAAGGAAAACGAGAUGCUGCGACAGAAGCAGGCGGGCCAAGCCAACAGCACCAGCCUCCACAUCAGGACUGAAGAAUUGUCGCGUCAGUUUAGCGAUCAGCUCGGAACGAUGAGACAGGAAAAGGACAAAGAGAUUGAGCGGCUGCGGACUCAGAUUACAAGGCUGCAGACAGAGAUCACCACAGAGAGGUCCUCGUCGGCGUCAGAGAAGAGCCUCCAGUUGAAGAUCUCGGAGCUGCUCGCCCUGCUGGAGCAGAGACAGACCACCAUUAGCAGACAGGAGGAGGAGAUCAGGAGGCUGAUGCUGGACAGGACCGACAGCUCCAAGAACGUCACAAAGACCAUCAUCACUAAGAGGUACAGGAACCAGUACCCCAUCCUUGGCCUGCUGGGCGACGACUACCAGACUACAUCGUCUCUAAACGAAGACAAGACCAUCGUCAUCGAGAGUAGCGGAGAGGUUCUCAGACGGGAAUGAGGGAACAAAAAGAAGAACAUCGAGACACCACCCGUCCUGUCUCCCCGAUGACCCAUGCUUUCCUCUUAUCGUCCCGAGGCUGCCCUGAUGCGAUGCUCUAAACAUCUAAAAACAUGAGAUUCUCACAUUUUCAUGACUUUUACGCACAAAAUACUAAUUCCAGAAAUACCGCAUGACCCAUUAUCAGCAAAAAUGCUUUUAGAUUUUCCACAGAGCCGUCACGGGCACACGCAAGGUGGAAUCGUUGUUGUCCUGCAUGUAAAUAUUUAAAUAUAUAUUUGUGAUAUGGGCGUGCUCAGUUUAAAGUUUAGAGAAGCGUCCCGACAAAUGUCUGGGGAGUUUUGCUUCGCAAUGUAGAACAUAAUCUAUUUUGAGGACUGUAUUUUUUUAAUAGACUGUGGGGGAGAGGUGUUGUAGAUGUUAACAGAUGGACGCCAAUUGGGUGCUUGAGUCAGGUGGGGCCUGGGUUUUAUGCUUUUAAGAGCAUUUUUUUUUUAAAAGCACAGAAUGAUGUUUGAUGUUUUUAGUGUUGCAAGUUGUGUUGAAGCAUAAGCGUAAGGACUCUCACAACCAAAAUGGCCACGUAGCAUGGAAACCGCCUUACAAAAUCCUAGAAGAACAUCAUUCAACAUAAAGAUUUAGAAGAAUUGACUGCUAAAUUCAAGUUGGUAAGAGCUAGCACAUCUUUAGGCGGUACAGUUCCCCAAAUAUGGUCACCUAAUGUACGGUAAUCACUUUUCCACCAAGCCUUGCAGUUCAGUUUGCUCAGGUCAGGUUUGUCAAGAUAAACAAAGGACGUUUGGUUACAACAAGAAGACAUUUGUUGCGUAAAAUGUUAUUAACUAGCUUGCUUUCUUACCGAUAUCCGAUAAACCGAUAUUGUCAAGCACUUCAUUACCGAUAUUGGCAGCAGCUCUUCCCGCAAACGAACGUGAUGUCACAUGUCGUGUAAUGAACGAACGCAUUAUGCUUACUGUGCUGUGAUGCCACUGGAUGCAUUUCACAAAUAAACACUGUUAGUGCAAAAUAAGAUAAAUGCUACAAUAUGCAAUGUUGAAACAUUUUGUCCCAACAAAAUAGUCCUAAAAUAAAAACAUGGCCAAUAGUCAACUAUUACAACAUGUUCUCCUACUGUCAACAACCAUGCACUUUGCAAAGAUGCUUAUUUCCAUGUGGCACAAACAUCCGUAUAAGAGCAAAGUCAAGUGCAAAGUAUGAAACUCCGGGCUAACAUCCAUCCGUUUUCUAUGCCGCUUAUCCUCACUAGGGUGGCGGGUAUGCUGGAGCCUAUCCCAGCUGACUCUCUGAACUAAUACAAUCAGUGAAAUGAAUUGGUUAUAGCUGGGGGGGUUGCAGUACCGCUGGUCGCUUCUUCUUAUUUUGCUGCAGGUACGCUAGCUGUGUGACUUCUUCCUGGGGAGUGAUAUUAGAAGUAUUAUAGGUAGACGCCUUGCUCACCCCUUGCAUAGUUAGCGCUUUACAGUCACCGCAAAAUGCAUAUUUACACUCCAAAGACGAAACUUGUUUGAUGAGGUCUCACUCGCACGCUGAUAUCUAUAUGAUCUGAUAUCUCAUGUUCAUGCCAAUAUCGGCCGAUGAUAUAGGACAUCUCAAAUAUCAGACUGCAGUGUGUCGAGUUCCACUUUUUGGUACCAUGUCCUAUGAUUAGUCACCCAAUGGAAGGCCGCCAAAAGGUGUUACAGAUCAACAAAAAUGCACAAAAUUGCAUACCGUACUGUACUGUAGUGCUUGGUGGGAACAGGUGUCCAAUUAGUAGCUUGAGUCAUUGGCUUGUCCCUGGCCGCUUACUUCCCAGUAUGCUAAGCUAAUUUAACUGGUUCUAGCUAAUUUAUGAAUAGAUGCUAUACCUGUGCUUUUAUUUUCCCGUGUUUGUAAACGGUUUGGGGCAGCUUCAGCUUGGCUACUGUGUGUCCGUCUUCUGUGUUUCUGCUGUGAUAAGUUUGGGAAUAAAAUCAAUAACUUUCA
Messenger RNA from Dunckerocampus dactyliophorus (ringed pipefish), 3749 nucleotides. It is a transcript of the gene pof1b, whose product is annotated as POF1B actin binding protein. The record is from RefSeq and is a predicted model, not a curated record. Gene Ontology annotation, biological process: epithelial cell morphogenesis; bicellular tight junction assembly; actin filament organization. NCBI's taxonomy places the organism in Eukaryota, Metazoa, Chordata, Actinopteri, Syngnathiformes, Syngnathidae. Gene Ontology annotation, cellular component: bicellular tight junction; actin filament; adherens junction. Bases 189 to 1763 code for a protein of 524 amino acids. Gene Ontology annotation, molecular function: actin filament binding. The transcript has 13 exons.